CGUGCUCCAUCUCCACCGCCGCGACCUCAAAUCUCCCUUCCUCAUCCAUCAGUUCCUCCCGAUCCAAUUCGUUCCCGCCGCCAAGGAAUUGAUCUCUCCUACAGACAUCAUCCCUAAUUGGACGGCAUUUCGGUUGUCUCUCAUGUCUGCGCUCCUUUUAGGAUUGCUUGGGGGCAGUGCGAGAACACCAAGUCUGUAGAAUUUGCUCGCGAGGUCACAGUGGUGAGUGGUUCUGCCAUUCUUGGCCGGCCGGCUGACACUUUGAGCAUAGCAGCGGCAACUGUUGCAAUGCUAUCUUGUUGCUGUUCUAGGUUUUCCAACUGUUACUAGUACUGCUGCUGUCGGGAGAAACCCAUCUAUGCAUUGGUACUUCUUUUUAGGUUUGUAGCAAUGCAUUGUGCUUUCAAUAUCUAAUACUCCGUACUUAUGUUUGUUUUAUUAUUUAAGCUGUUUUAGACCAUAGUUCCCUGGUUAUUCAUUGAGCCAUUUCUCCUUCUUAAUCGUGGAGCUUAUGAUAGUUUUUGUGAAGAUUGAAACUGAAUCUGGUAGCAUGUUUUUUGUGUUUUCAAGCAACCAGCACGAGCUCUGCCUUUUCAUUAAGUAAAAGAAGAAUUGGCCAGUUAACAAGGGAGAGAGGGGUGUCCUUCGUGCCUUAAUUGGCAUCUUGUAUCUUGUCUUUUCUUUUACUCCCCCUCCCUGUAACUAUUUAUUAAUUAUACAUAUAUUGUCGGAGCCUCUCGUGCUGUUUUUUAUCAAAAAAUAAUAAGGGAGAGGAGAGACCAGAUGAAAACCGAUGGUAGCAUCAUUUUGCAACCAAGAGAACCACAAAAGAAAAAUUGAUUUCGUGUUCACUCUCAUUCUUACCUUUAUUUUCCUCUGCUGUUUGCAGUUCUACUAAAUACUCUUUGAUCCGCAAUAUAACCAUUAGGGUUUGGUAAAGUAAAGAGCGUUUUAGGUUGUACAAGUAGUCUUCUAAUGUGAAUUGUCCCUGAAGAAAGUUGUUUUUCCGGGUAUCAAGUUACUAUAAAUGUGAUGUGGUUCUAAUGUCCGGAUAAAAUCGGGUUGUCCAAAAAGCUCUUUUUUGUGUGAUGUCUUAAGACUGGACGGGUUAUUUAUACUUUUUCUAUACUGAAUGGUUAGUGUUUGUUUGAUAAUAAGUUUUUUAUAUUCCUGGGCCAAUCAAAUCACAUUUUAAUGUCGGGUGAUGGUGAUCGUUACAGGCAAUGUGGAGCUGGAAUGUGCCUGCUUACCAUGUUCUGCAUCAAAGAGAAAUUUAAGCAGAUGAUUCCUGCUGCCAAAUGCCAGUUGAAUGGAUUUAUUACUUCAAAUGCUUGUCCUGUAUACCCAAGGCAGCCUAUUGACCCAUUAACAAGAGCAAAGACAAAUUUCUCAAGGCACCGUUCAUUUGCAGAAUCAUCACUGAAGGCAAGCUCCCGAGAGCAAGAGAUUGUCAUUGCUUUAGGGGGAAAUGUGGGUGACAGAAUCAGUAACUUUAAUUCAGCCCUUCAACUCAUGAAAGAUUCAGGCAUAAGCAUUCUUCGACACGCAUGGUUGUAUGGUGUGCCUGCAUAUGUCACCAAUCGACCACCAUUCCUCAACUCUGCUGUCAGAGGGACAACAAAACUCGGGCCUCAUGACUUACUCAGACUACUCAAAAAAAUUGAGAAGGAUUUGGGCCGAACAGAUGGGAUAAGAUAUGGCCCUAGACCAAUUGAUCUUGAUAUUUUGUUCUAUGGUAAGCACCACAUAAACUCUGAAUCUUUGACAAUACCACAUGAAAGGAUACACAAGAGGCCAUUUGUUAUGGCUCCGCUAAUGGAUCUGGUAAGAACAUCUACUGAAACUGAUGUGGAAGCAAGUUGGCAUUCACUCUCAAAAUGCAGUGAUGGUCUCUUCAAAAUUUGGGAGAACCUUGGAGGAGAGUCCUUGAUUGGAAAAGAAGGCCUAAGAAGGGUUUUGCCUGUAGGUGAUGAGCUGUUGGAUUUUGCAGAGAGAACUCAUGUCAUGGGCAUACUUAAUCUGACACCAGAUAGUUUUAGCGAUGGAGGAAAAUUUCAAGAAGUGGAGGCUGCUGUUAAUCAGGUCAAGUUGCUUGUAUCUGAAGGUGCAGAUAUUAUUGACAUUGGGGCACAAUCGACACGUCCUUCUGCGAGAAGGCUCUCGGUGGGUGAAGAGCUUGAAAGAUUGGUUCCUGUGCUUGAUGCCGUCAUGAAGAUACCAGAAAUAGAAGGGAAGCUGUUAUCAGUGGACACCUUCUAUGCAGAAGUUGCAGCAGAAGCUGUGAGUCGAGGAGUGCAUAUAGUCAAUGAUGUGUCUGCUGGACAUCUUGACCCUAAAAUUCUUGAAGGUGUCAGGGAACUUGGUGUUCCAUACAUCGUAAUGCAUAUGAGAGGGGAUCCAUCCACGAUGCAAAGUGAUCAAAAUUUGCAGUAUGAAGAUGUUUGCAAGCAAGUGGCCUCUGAGUUAUACUCGAGAGUGCGCAGCGCAGAAAUGGCAGGAAUUCCUUUGUGGAGAUUGAUUGUCGACCCUGGGAUCGGUUUCUCAAAAGAUUCCAAACAGAACCUCCAGCUUCUUGCUGGUCUAUCAUCCGUAAGAAGAGAGAUGAGCAAAACAAGUGUUGGUGCUUCACAUAUGCCAAUGUUAGUUGGACUAUCCAGGAAAAGAUUUCUAGGUGAAAUAUGUAACCAUGCCAGUCCUGUUGAGAGGGAUCCUGCUACGGUCUCUGCUGCUACGUCUGCUAUAUUGGGUGGCAACAUAAUUAGCGUACACAAUGCCAGAUUUGGUGUUGAUACUGCAAAGAUAUGUGAUGCACUACUCAAGCAAAGAAACACUCGGGAAUUAUUUUGACACUGAAGACGAAAGUAAAUAUUAUAUCCCUUUUUGACAACCAGGCCAGAAACUGUCCAGGUUGAUACAUUUGAUUUUGUAUAUGUGUUCUGCAUAUCUGCGUAAGAGUAGGAUCCCAUGUCACUAAGAGCUGACAUAACAAUGAGAUGAUAAAUUUUGAGCAGCUCACCCAAAGCGAGCUUUCCCCUAUCGUUCUAAUUGCAGUUUCUCUAAAUUGAGUUCAGUCGAGUUUUUUACUUGUCAACAUAUUUCCAUUAGCUUUAGAAACUUGUUGUAUUUCACUUCAUACCCAUUGGCAUCCAUCUAUCUGCUAUGUUCACAUUAUGUGGAACUUCUGCCCUUGUUGAUGAUUGAUGACACACAAACUUGAGUA
Brachypodium distachyon (stiff brome) is the source of this 3220-nucleotide messenger RNA. Its product is annotated as folate synthesis bifunctional protein, mitochondrial. The record is from RefSeq and is a predicted model, not a curated record. Lineage: Eukaryota; Viridiplantae; Streptophyta; Magnoliopsida; Poales; Poaceae. Gene Ontology annotation, biological process: tetrahydrofolate biosynthetic process. Gene Ontology annotation, molecular function: 2-amino-4-hydroxy-6-hydroxymethyldihydropteridine diphosphokinase activity; dihydropteroate synthase activity.